Portunus trituberculatus (swimming crab) is the source of this 3582-nucleotide messenger RNA. RefSeq names its product DNA mismatch repair protein Msh2-like (gene spel1). Bases 367 to 2886 code for a protein of 839 amino acids. The record is from RefSeq and is a predicted model, not a curated record. Gene Ontology annotation, biological process: mitotic recombination; mismatch repair. Gene Ontology annotation, cellular component: nucleus; MutSalpha complex. NCBI's taxonomy places the organism in Eukaryota, Metazoa, Arthropoda, Malacostraca, Decapoda, Portunidae. Gene Ontology annotation, molecular function: ATP-dependent DNA damage sensor activity; ATP binding; mismatched DNA binding. The transcript has 20 exons.
GGUGCGGAGGGUUGAGGUGGUGGAGGGGAGAGGGAGGCUCUUCAGGCGGGGGAUCGUCAUAGAGUAGCUGUUUGAGCCUCGCCACAGCCUCUCUGUAGCGCAGGGAGUCUGCCACGUCCAUGCUGGUGCAGAGGGGAAGAUGGAGCUAACGAGCAGGGUUUCCUGUCCUUCUUUCGUAACCUGCCAGAGAAACCCCACACAACAGUGCGAGUGUUUGACCGUGGGGAGUACUACACAGUGCACGGCCAGGAUGCCCUACUGGCCGCCCGGGACCUGUUCCGGACCCAUGCCGUGGUAAAGCUGCUGGGCUCAGGCAGCAACAAGGUGGAGUCGGUGGUUCUGAGUCGCCUCAACUUUGAGUCGUUCAUGCGAGACUUGCUGUUGGUGAAGCACUACAGGGUGGAGGUGUACAAGAGCAAGUCAGCCUCCAAGAAUGACUGGGAAAUUGAGUACAAAGCUUCCCCAGGCAAUCUCUCCCAGCUGGAGGAGGUGCUGUUUGGGGCAAGCACUGACCGCACUAUCACCACUGGAGUCAUGGCAGUGAAGGUGGCACCCGAUGGAAACCAGAAGGUUGUGGGUGUUGGGUACAUUGAUGUGGGUGGGCAGGAGAUCCGCCUGGCUGAGUUUAGCGACACGGAGGCCUUCUGUAACUUGGAGGCCCUUGUGGUGCAGCUGUCCCCCAGGGAGUGCCUACUUCCCUCCGGUGACCAUGGUCCCACUGGUGUCAAACUGAAGCAGGUCAUGAGCCGCAAUCCCUUACUGGUGACAGAGAGGAAGCGCUCAGACUUCAACAACAAGGACGCUGAGCAGGACCUUAGGCGGCUUCUGAGGAAGAGCAAGGGUAGUGCCUCGGCCUCCCUGGAGCAGGCCGGUGCACAUGCCACGGCGGCCCUCACAGCUGUCAUCAAGUACCUCGAGCUGCUAAGUGAUGAGUCCAACUUUGGCCAGUUUUCCCUGAAGCCAUAUGACUUGAGUCAGUACAUGCGCCUGGACGCUGCAGCUGUGCGGGCCCUUCAUGUGGAGCCUGUGGAUGGAGGCAGGGAGGGUGCAGGUGCACCAGCAGCCAGAACACAUUCUCUCCUUGGCCUCUUGGACAAGUGUCGCACCUCCCUUGGCCACCGCCUCAUGCUGCAGUGGUUGCGGCAGCCUCUUGUUGACAUCAAUAAGAUUGAGGAGCGCCUGGACCUUGUGGAGGCACUGGUGUCCUCGGUGCAACUGCGUCACAGUCUCGGCGAGGACCACCUCAGGCAGAUCCCUGACCUGAACCGCUUCACUCGCAGACUGACACGCAAAGAAGCCAACCUGCAAGACUGCUACAGGUUCUACCGGUGUGUGGAGCGACUACCAAACCUGUGUGAUGCCGUGGCUCGCUAUGACGGACCCCACACCACUUCUCUGGCAGCCGUCUUCACUACGCCACUGCAGGAGAUUAUAUCAGACCUGGCCAAGUUCCAGGAGAUGAUUGAGACCACCAUGGAUCUUGAACAGUGCAACAAGGGGGAAUUUGUGAUCAAGGCUGACUUUGAUGAUGGCCUGACAGAGCUGCGGGAGACCAUGGACAGCCUGGAGGAGCAGAUACAGGGGCAGGUGAGGAAGGUGGCCAAUGACUUGUGUUUGGAGGCAGGCAAGAGUCUCAAGCUGGAGUCGACUUCCCAGCUUGGCUAUCACUACCGUAUCACUCUCAAGGAGGAGAAGGUGCUGCGUAACAACAGAAACUACACCGUUAUUGACACCAACAAGACAGGCGUGAGGUUCAGGAAUGGGGCACUGCAGGACCUCAACGAGCAGCACUUGGCGGCAAAGGAGGAAUAUGCAUUGCAGCAGAAGGUCCUGGUGGAGGAGAUCAUUGGCAUUGCUGUUGGUUAUGUUGAGGUGAUCCAGAGUUUGGGGCAAGUGUUGGCGGUGCUGGACUGUACCCACGCCCUGGCCUCUGCUGCCGUGAGUGCCCCAGUACCCUACGUGCGGCCACGACUGCUGGCCAUGGGCUCUGGCAUGCUGAGGCUGGAGGGCAUGAGGCACCCCUGCCUGGAGAUGCAGGAUGAGGUGUCCUUCAUCCCCAAUGACUGCUCCCUUGGCAACGAGACGGGUCGGUUCCACAUCAUCACGGGGCCAAACAUGGGCGGCAAGAGCACCUUCCUGCGGUCGGUGGGCGUGGCAGUGCUCAUGGCCCAGGUGGGAUCCUUUGUGUCCUGCCAGGAGGCCGAGGUGUCCAUCGUUGACUCCAUCCUGGCUCGUGUUGGUGCAGGGGACAACCAGCAGAGGGGAGUGUCUACCUUUAUGGCUGAGAUGCUGGAAACCUCCACUAUCUUGAGAUCUGCCUCAGAAAACUCCCUCAUCCUCAUUGAUGAGCUUGGCCGAGGAACCUCCACCUACGAUGGGUUUGGCCUUGCCUGGGCUCUGUCAGAACACAUAGCCAAGGAGAUCCGUUCAUUCACCCUGUUUGCCACACACUUUCACGAGGUGACAGCACUCGGCAAGGAGGUGGACAGUGUGAAGAAUUUCCAUGUCACUGCCACCACAGCUCAUGGUACUCUUACUCUUCUCUACCUGGUGCGGCCCGGCCCAUGUGAUCGGAGCUUUGGCAUCCAUGUGGCGGAGCUUGCCAAUUUCCCAGCCACUGCUAUAGAGUUUGCCAGACAGAAAGCUCGGGAAAUGGAAGAUGACUUUGGGGAUGUGGAAGAUGACUCCGAAGAAGCUGUGAAAAAGAGGAAGCUGCAGAAAGAGGAGGGAGAGAAAGUGAUUGAAGAAUUCCUGGCCAAGAUUAGCAAGCUGGAUUGUGAUGCCCUGAAUGAUGAGGAGCUGGAGAAGGAGGUUGAGAAGUUACGGGAGGAGGCGCGGUCUCACAACAACCCCUACAUUGCCCACCUCAUGCCCAGAGAAACCUAAACUUGACCACACCUGACCAGUCAUUUCCAAGUUAUUAAGAGGAUAAGUAAGAAUGAAAGUUGGUACUAUUAUGUUUGAUAUGAUGAGGACAGGACAUGCUACAGGAAAUACCAAAUGAAGCUGUCCAAGAGAAUGCUGAAGACUACAUGAUGACGUGAAGGAAUUUAGUAGGUUGUAAUCAGAUGAGGCUGAAUGAUAUAAAAAUGCAAGUUCAUGUUUCCAAGUUAAAGGUUGAGGACUAGUUUAUUUGCUGUGUAUUGGGUUAUAACUACCAAUCCUACACAGAAUAUUGUUUCCAUGGUUACUACUGAUGUUUAUUUGGGUAAUUUGAGAAAUUUCCAGGGUGUGUGGUGCAUGGAAUCUUAUGGUUCUUUUAAUAGUGUGUCAUGGUGGCAGGACAUUCAUGUCACCAAGCAGGCCAAAAUGAUCAUCAGGGCCAGGGUGGGUUUGGGUUAGUUUUGACUGUCCUGUCAUAGAAGUGAUGACAUUCCUUUAACUCUAAAGUGUUUGCUGUUUCCUCCUACCUCAAGUUUAUGAACACUUGAUAAGAAGACUGGAUUGUUACAAGAGGAAUUGGUGUUCCUAAUGAAGAAGUUAUUAUUUUCUCAGAGUGACUGAGAAUGGUCUGAAAAAGAUUUGUACUUUAUCAAUAAGUUUAGUGAAUAUCUAAUGUUUAUAAUAAAAGUACAAAAGUUG